GCGAUGUGUCAAAAAAAGGCUUUGAGUUGAGUUUUCUUUCCGGUUUUAAACUUGUGGCAGAGUAGUUCGUUUAAUUUAACUGCAGACGCAAUGGCCAAGUCGAAGAAUCAUACAAAUCACAAUCAGAACCAAAAGGCUCACAAGAACGGCAUCAAAAAGCCAAAACGCCAGCGCAGUGAAUCGACCCGCGGUAUGUGCCAGAAAUUCCUGCGUAAUCUACGGUUUUCCAAAAAAGGAAACCUCUCCCGCGAGGAGUCGCUGAAACGGGCCGAGGAACGUAAGGCCAAAAUGGAGGGACAACCACAGCCGGUCAAACUGUAAAUUGUCUUGGUGAAUAUGAAAACGAGCUGAUUGAAUAAAAGUUGGAUACUAAUUUUUUAUUGCAAUGCGA
Sabethes cyaneus is the source of this 391-nucleotide messenger RNA. It is a transcript of the gene RpL29, whose product is annotated as 60S ribosomal protein L29. The record is from RefSeq and is a predicted model, not a curated record. NCBI's taxonomy places the organism in Eukaryota, Metazoa, Arthropoda, Insecta, Diptera, Culicidae. Gene Ontology annotation, cellular component: ribosome; cytosolic large ribosomal subunit. Gene Ontology annotation, molecular function: structural constituent of ribosome. Gene Ontology annotation, biological process: cytoplasmic translation. The coding region runs from base 91 to 321 and encodes 76 amino acids. The transcript has 4 exons.